This is a messenger RNA of Empidonax traillii (willow flycatcher), 3441 nucleotides long. RefSeq names its product WD repeat domain 3 (gene WDR3). The coding region runs from base 49 to 2817 and encodes 922 amino acids. Gene Ontology annotation, cellular component: Pwp2p-containing subcomplex of 90S preribosome; small-subunit processome. The record is from RefSeq and is a predicted model, not a curated record. NCBI's taxonomy places the organism in Eukaryota, Metazoa, Chordata, Aves, Passeriformes, Tyrannidae. The transcript has 26 exons. Gene Ontology annotation, molecular function: protein binding; snoRNA binding. Gene Ontology annotation, biological process: maturation of SSU-rRNA.
AUUCCCUCCUUCCCCUCGCUCUCCCCUACCCCCAGCAUUCCCGCCGCCAUGGGGCUGACGCGGCAGUACCUGCGGUACGAGCCCGCCGCGCUCUUCGGGCUGGUGGCGAGCGCCAGGGGCAGCGUGGCCUUCGUGGCGCUGCGCGGGGAGCGGGGCCGCUACGUGGCCGUGCCGGGCUGCGAGCACGUGUUCGUGUGGGACACUCGGAAAGGAGAGAAGGUUCUUAUCCUGAAGGGUCUCAAGCAGGAAGUCAGUUGCCUCUGCCCGUCUCCAGAUGGGUUGCACUUGGCUGUUGGGUAUGAAGAUGGAUCAAUCCGUGUCUUCAACCUCCUAAGCGGAGAAGCGAGUAUCACUUUCAAUGGACACAGGGCUGCAGUUACAGCGCUGCAGUACGACCAUCUGGGUGGCCGCCUGGUGUCUGGCUCAAAGGAUACCGAAGUCAUCGUGUGGGAUGUCAUCAAUGAGAGUGGUCUGUACCGGCUGAGAGGACACAAGGAUGCUGUCACUCAGGUCCUUUUCUUGAAGGAGAAGAACCUGUUGGUCACCAGGGGUUCCUUUUCCUCACACUGUGCCUCUGGACAGGUCUGGGGGAUGGCUUUGCUAUCCAAAGAGAAGCGUCUGAUCACUGGGAGUGCUGACAGUGAGCUGAGGGUGUGGGAUCUCACGUACAUCCAGGAGGUAAAAGACCCUGAUGAGCCAGAGUCCAAGAAAAGCAAAGGGCCUUCACCUGGCACUGAAGAAAACACUGAAGAGGACGAGACCUUAGAGUUGGAUGAGCAUCCUGAGGAACGCAUCGUUAAGUGCAGCAAAGUUGGAUCCAUCGUGCGGGAAGGGAGAGACCGAGUAGUUACUCUUGCCACAGACCGAAUGGGCAAGUUUUUGGCCUGCCAUGGAACAGAUGCUGUUCUGGAAGUGUUCACUGUCCUUUCUGAAGAGGAAUUGCAGAAGAAAUUGGAAAAGAAAAUUAAGAAAGCAAAGAAAAAAGCCAAGCAGAAGUCUGAAGAGGCACCUGAAAGUGUGGAGCUGAGCCUGCAGGAGGAGAUUCAGCGGGUCACUAAUGUCAAAGCUUCCUCUAAAAUCAAGUCAUUUGACUUGAUUCUCUCUCCAAAAGGAGAGCUGAAGAUUGUACUGUUGCUCCAGAACAACGUCAUUGAGUCAUACAACCUGGACCUGUCAGCACAAGUCCCACAGGCUGUCCGUGCGUCCAAGAUAACCAUUGGAGGCCACCGCAGUGAUGUCAGGACGUUGGCUUUUAGCUCUGACAACAUUGCCAUUCUCUCAGCAGCUGCAGAGUCUGUAAAGAUUUGGAACAGAUCGACCUUGCAGUGCAUCCGGACGAUGGACUGUGAGUACGCGCUCUGCUCGCUCUUUGUCCCAGGAGAUCGGCAGGUCAUUGUUGGCACCAAGACAGGGAAGCUGCAGCUGUAUGACCUGGCUUCUGGGAGUCUGAUGGAGACACUUAAUGCUCACGAUGGGGCAGUGUGGUCCAUUGCUCUUUCACCAGACCAGCGUGGCUUUGUGACAGGAGGUGCUGAUAAAUGUGUCAAGUUCUGGGAGUUUGAGCUUGUGAAGGAUGAGAGCAGUGUUCAGAAAAGGCUUUCCAUGAAACAUGUGCGCAUUUUACAGCUGGAUGAAGAUGUUCUCUGUGUACGGUACAGCCCCAACCAGAAACUCCUGGCUGUCUCCUUACUGGAUUGCACUGUGAAGAUUUUCUAUAUUGACACGCUCAAGUUUUUCCUCUCUCUGUAUGGACACAAACUGCCAGUGCUGUGUAUGGACAUCUGUUAUGAUGGGACUCUAAUUGCGACUGGCUCUGCUGACAGGAAUGUGAAGAUUUGGGGCUUGGAUUUUGGAGACUGUCACCGUUCUCUCUUUGCCCAUGAUGACAGUGUGAUGUAUCUGCAGUUUGUGCCAAAAUCCCAUCUCUUCUUCACAGCUGGGAAGGACAGCAAGAUCAAACAGUGGGAUGCAGAUAAAUUUGAACAUAUCCAGACCCUGGAGGGGCAUCACCAGGAGGUGUGGUGUUUGGCACUCAGUCCCAAUGGAGACUACGUGGUGUCAGCAUCCCAUGACAAGUCCCUGCGCCUCUGGGAAAGGACGAGGGAGCCACUUAUUUUGGAAGAGGAGAGGGAGAUGCAACAAGAAGCUGAAUAUGAAGAGAGUGUGGCAAAGGAAGAGCAGCCUGUGGUGCCUGGAGAGACGCAAGGAGAGACAGGCCUGGCUGGAAAGAAGACUAUUGAAACCAUUAAAGCGGCUGAGAGGAUCAUGGAAGCUAUUGAGCUGUACAGAGAAGAGAUGGCAAAACUAAAGGAACACAAUACCAUAUGCAAAGCUGCAGGGAAAGAGGUUCCCUUUCCUGUCAACCCCAUCCUCCGUGCCUAUGGAAAUAUUACGCCUUCUGCGUAUGUGCUAGAAGUUUUCAAGAAGGUCAAGUCAAGUGAAUUGGAAGAAUCUCUCCUGGUGCUGCCCUUCUCCUAUGUCCCUGACCUGCUCAGACUCUUCAAUGAAUAUAUUCACCUGGGUUCAGAUGUUGAACUCCUGUGCCGAGCUCUCCUCUUCCUGCUCAAGAUACAUUUUGGGCAGAUCACAGGCAACCACAUGCUGGUGACAGUGAUAGAAGAUCUGAAGAAAACUACCAUCUCCAGAGUCAGUGAGGCCCGGGAUGUACUGGGAUUCAACAUGGCAGGGCUCCAGUUCCUGAAGAGGGAGAUUGAGGCCAAGGAUGAGGUGACAUUUUUUGCUGAUGCCACUGAACGUUUUGAGGAGAAAAAGAGGAAGAGGAAGAAGAAAGAGAAGAUGGUUCUUGCAGUGCUCUAGCAUUUGCUGCCCAAGACCCAGAGCACCUGGAUGGAGUCACGUAACCUCAGUGCUGGCCAUGGAAGUGUUCUUGUGGCUGAACAUUGGUGCUGAUGUCCAGUGGCUGGGACAAAGUCUGUCCCCUCCCCAAGUGGUAUAACCAGCUUGUAAACCCAACUCAGAAUGGUUGUCUCUGAGGUGAACUAUCUGUAGUCUGCUGCAAAUGUAUGCAUUUGGACUGUUUCUGAGGUGACUGUCAAAGGCACAUGCUCUGCCUCCAGGGGAAUGCCCAUUAGCAGCUGAGUUGAUUAUCCUGUGAAAGAGAUCAGCUCAUUCUGGCAGCACAGAUUCAAUGGAAUCGAGCACAUGGACUGCUGGUGAGACCAUGCCCUGUCCAGGGAAGGCAGCUGGCAAGAUUUCAUACUGUUUCGACACAUGCUCGUGGCUUGUGGCCUCUGGACAAAGCUCAGUGACUUCUGCUGAAGUGUGAGAACUUGAUGUACAGCUGCUCAGUUUUUAGUGGGACAGGGAGAAAUACGGCUGUACUCUGUUAAGGGAAUAUUUAUAUAUGCUCUAUGAGACUCUUUUGUCACAGUGUUUUGUCCUGGUAUUUGUCUAGUAAAGCCUCAGCUGCCUUGCCUUGUG